AUGGCUACCGACUACGGCAAGAAGACCAACGCUGAUUUGGUCGAGAUCCUCAAGUCGCGCUCGCUUGCGCACACCGGAAAGAAGGCGGAUCUGGUCGCGCGCCUCCAAGAGGAUGAUGCGAAGAACACCGCCGCUCCCGCGGAGACAAAGGCGGACACCGCCGCCGAAGAUGUGAUCGACUGGGAUGACGAUGUUCCCGCCGAAGCCGCGAAUGCAACGACCGAAGCUGGUGCGACUGCCAUUGCUGCUGGCGGCAAGGGCGCCGUCGCCAACCCCGUCGCCGUCCCGAACCAAAAGCUGGAUAUUGAUCCUGCCGCAACAGACGACCUGAAGGUGGAAUCGACCGGCGCGACCGAUGCUGCCCAGCCCGAAGCUGCAGUCGAAGAAGAGAAGAAGCCUGCGGUGGAUUAUACCCGAGGUCUUCCCGCUACAGAGCUUGAGGAGGAACUGAAGAAGCGCAAGGCGCGCGCCGAGAAAUUCGGCAUCGUCGAGGACCACGAGACGGCCGUCAAGGAGGCCGAGAAGCAGCUGUCCCGCGCAAAGCGCUUCGGUACUGGAGCCGAGGCGGAGAGUGGUUCCACUGUGGGUGUCCACGGCCUUGACCAGGCUCUUCCUGACGAAAAGUCCCGCAAGAGAGGUCCAAAGGACCAGGGGGGACGUGGAGACAAGCGACGGGAUAUGGGUCGCAACCGCAACCGCAACCGCAACGGUCGUGCAGAUGGACGUGGAGAUGGGCGUGGAAAUGGAGUACAGAAGCGGACCGGUGGUGGCAAUGCUGCUUCGGGCCGGCCUAAAUCGAACUGGAGUGAGAAGGAAAGUGCAGCAAUGGAGGCUCGCAAGAAGCGAUUUGCACAGGCAGCUUGA
Messenger RNA from Penicillium manginii, 864 nucleotides. Its product is annotated as SAP domain-containing protein. The coding region runs from base 1 to 864 and encodes 287 amino acids. The record is from RefSeq and is a predicted model, not a curated record. Gene Ontology annotation, cellular component: nucleus. The transcript has a single exon. Gene Ontology annotation, biological process: poly(A)+ mRNA export from nucleus. Lineage: Eukaryota; Fungi; Ascomycota; Eurotiomycetes; Eurotiales; Aspergillaceae.